CUGGCUUGAUUAUAAUAAGACAUGUAUAUAAGGAUUAUAAAGAUGAAAUCAUUGUUAGUGUGUGAAUAAACAGCCAUGAAGCGGUCGUUGUAUUUAGUUUUUGGGAUUGCCCUGGCUUUCGGAGAUGCCACAGAGAGAGUACGUAGAUACAGCGGAGGGGGCGGGGGCGGCGGCGGUUUUGGAUUCGGCGGAGGGUUCGGCUUUGGCGGCGGUGGAGGAGGCGGCGGUGGUGGCGGAGGUGGCCUCGGAGGAGGUUCAGGAGGCGGAUUCGAUGCCGGUGCAGGAUUAGCCGGUGGACUGGGUGCUAUACACCAAGGAGUGCAUAGUAUUCUCGAUAAAGCCCAUGGACUUGCAAAGGCUGGGCUUGGAUUUGGAGCUGGUGGAGGCGGCGGAUUGGGGGCAGGAGGAGGUGGCGGAUUGGGAGGUGGACACGGCGGCGGCGCUGGAUUGGGCGGUGGCGGCGGGUUAGGCGGUGGUGCUGGAUUCGGAGGUGGAUCUGGAUUGGGCGGCGGUUCAGGUUUAGGUGGAAAAGGAACCGAGAAAUUCAUUCAGACUUCAUCACCUGAUGGAAAAUCUGGAGGCUUCGCUUUCACUGGUACACUUGAAAAUGGCGGAUAUGGCGGCGGCGGUGGCUACAGCAGCGGCGGUUCCGGAUAUGGGGGAGGUAAAGGUUUCGGAGGUGGUAAUGGAGCGGGAUCUGGAAGCGGCUUAGGUGCCGGAGUUGGAGGUGGUUUGGGAGGUUCCGGAGGAUUUAGUGGUAGUGGAAGUGGCGGGGCUGGAUCCGACGGAGGAGUCGGAGGUGGUCUCGGCGGUGGAAAAGGAUUUGGUGGCUCCGGAAGUUACGGUGGAACUGGUGGAAGCAGUGGAUCUGCUUACGGUGGAGUUGGCGGAGGUUCAGGAGGCGGAUUAGGCGGAGGCCAUGGAGGCGGUUCUGGUGGAGGAUUAGGAGGAGGAGCUGGAAACGGCGGCGGUCUUGGAGGUGGUUUAGGUAUAUCAGCAACUUUGGGCGGAAGUAUCAGUUCUAGUGGAAGCGCUGGUGGUUAUGGAUCUAAAGGUUUUGGAGGAUCCGGCGGACAUGGUGGCGGCCUCGGUGGCGGAUCUGGCAGUGGAUUCGGUGGUGGAGCUGGCGGUGGACUUGGAGGAGGUUCAGGUUUGGGCGGUGGUAAAGGCGGCAUCUACGGUGGAUCUAAUGGAGGAUUAGACAGCGGAUCCGGUUUAGGAGGAGGAAAUGGCGGUGGCUUCGGAGCAUCCGGUGGAUUUGGAGGUGGAGCGGGAGGUGGACACGGCUCAGGACUAGGCGGUGGCAACGGCGGUGGUUUUGGUGGAUCUGGAUCUGGUGGUUCGGGAGGAGGGUUUGGAGGGUCCGGCUCUGGUCUUGGCGGAGGACACGGGGGAGGUUCUGGAUUGGGCGGUGGCCAUGGAGGCGCUGGUGGUUUUGGAGGAUCUGGUGGCUACGGAGGUGGUGCUGGAGGAUCAGGUGGCUUUGGAGGUGGCUCUGGAGGAGGUCUAGGGGGUGGCUCUGGAGGCGGUGUGGGUGGAGGAGCCGGUGGAGCUGGUGGAUUCGGAUCUAAAGGCAGUGGAAUAUCUGGUGGCUACGGCGGUGGAGCUGGUGGAUCUAGUGGUUAUGGAAGCGGUGCUGGAAGUGGACUUGGAGGUGGAGCCGGAGGUGGACUCGGAGGUGGAAUUGGAGGUGGAUUAGGAGGAUCUGGCGGUAGUGGUUAUGGAGGAUCCGGUGGUUAUGUUGGUGCCGGAAGUCAGGGUGGUGCCGGAAGUCAGGGUGGUGCCGGAAGUCAGGGUGGUGCCGGUGGGAAAAGCUGCGCCUCCGGUGGUUGUGGAGGAUGCAGCUCAUGCGGUUCAGGUAGCUCUGCCCACAGCUCCGCAUAUGCCAGUGCUUCAGCAUCAGCUAGUGCCCAUGCGGGUAGUUAUGGAAAAUAAAACUCACAUUAUUGUUUCGAGAAAAAUUAAAGAAUGUAACGAUGCGUUUUAAUUGUUAAUGAACCUAAAAACUGUGAUUAUUAUUGUACUUCUUUUAGUUAAUAAUUUAGUUAAUAUAUUAUUUCGGAUUUUUAUUUCGU
This is a messenger RNA of Zerene cesonia (dogface butterfly), 2075 nucleotides long. RefSeq names its product glycine-rich cell wall structural protein-like. The coding region runs from base 76 to 1935 and encodes 619 amino acids. The transcript has 2 exons. Lineage: Eukaryota; Metazoa; Arthropoda; Insecta; Lepidoptera; Pieridae. The record is from RefSeq and is a predicted model, not a curated record.